Molecule: messenger RNA, 2162 nt
Organism: Pararge aegeria (speckled wood butterfly)
Lineage: Eukaryota; Metazoa; Arthropoda; Insecta; Lepidoptera; Nymphalidae
Gene: Cpsf5
Product: cleavage and polyadenylation specificity factor subunit 5
Exons: 4
Coding region: 167-844 (225 amino acids)
Cellular component (GO): mRNA cleavage factor complex
Molecular function (GO): mRNA binding
Source: RefSeq, a predicted model, not a curated record
GUUCUUGCAUGUGUAUCAACGCCGACAAAAAUAAAAAAUAUAUAUUAGUCUCAUUAAAAGUAUCAGUAUUCUACUAUAUAAUUCUUUUGUAAUACACUAUAAAUAAACAUUUAUUCAGUGUUUUGUUUGAAAUCUUAGUGUAAUUAGACUAAAAAGUGCUAAUAAAAUGGCCACAGUGCAAGGCAACAAACCCCAAUGGCCGACUCGGCCGAACUUACAGCAUCAAAACAGUCAUAGCAUGACACCUAAUUUAACAUUAAACAGGACAAUAAAUUUGUAUCCGUUAACUAACUAUACGUUUGGAACCAAGGAGCCUCUGUUUGAAAAGGAUGCGUCUGUGCCGGCGAGGUUCCAAAGAAUGCGUGAGGAGUUUGUGAAGAUCGGAAUGCGGAGGUCGGUAGAAGGUGUCCUACUGGUACACGAACAUGGAUUGCCGCAUGUUUUGCUGUUACAACUCGGUACAGCAUUUUUCAAGCUGCCAGGCGGAGAGCUUAAUCCUGGGGAGGAUGAAAUAGAAGGGCUGAAGCGAUUGCUGACAGAAACCCUCGGCCGUCAGGAUGGAGUCAAGCAAGAGUGGCUCAUUGAAGACACCAUAGGUAAUUGGUGGCGUCCAAACUUUGAACCACCCCAAUACCCGUACAUACCACCUCACAUAACGAAACCCAAAGAGCACAAGCGACUAUUCUUAGUUCAGCUCCAAGACAGAGCUUUAUUUGCUGUCCCGAAGAACUAUAAGCUGGUUGCAGCACCACUCUUUGAGCUCUACGACAACGCACAGGGCUACGGACCUAUUAUAUCGUCCUUGUCUCAGAGCCUCUGCAGGUUUAACUUUGUAUACAUGUAAUUCCCUUACCGUAAUAUUUAAGGGUUUCUUAAAGUAUAAGGGCAUCUUGAAUUCCAAUAGACAUUUUCAUUGACAAUUUGUUUGUACAGCGUAAAUACAAAGCUUAGGGUUUCUUAUAUUACAAAUGCUCUGACAUCACAAAGAUCUAUUUGAUAAAGGACUUUUUAAUUUUUGGUAUGGCAUCUUGUAUAUAUAGCAAAUGUCAAUAACAAUAUUAUUUUAUUUACUUUUCAUUAUUUUCACCCUACGUGCUUACCAGUGGCGUGCACAGGGUCAUUAACCGGGGUAUGCAUAAAUAAAGUAGAUGGCAUAAAAUGGAGAAGUCCUUCGCCUUUAUGAGAUAUACAAAAGUUUAGUUGUAGGCAGUGCUUUAGUGCAUGUUUCAAGUGCACGCCGCUGGUGCCUAUCCCAUCUACAAGACAUUAAAGUAGUACAUUGUGCCAAGUUGGCGAAGAUAAAAGCCAUAAACAAGAGCAAAAUUGCUAGUGUGUUUUGAAUGCCCCACUAACAUGUGACACUUAUAAUUAAUUAACACCGAUGUAAACAUGUACCAUAUUCCAGCAAAAUAAAAAAAAAAUUUAAAUGACCCCAACUGUGGGACUAAAUUUUUGAGCUGUAUGGCACGGAGGCUAUGAGCUGAAUAUCUCAAUUUUAAACUUUUUUACCACAUUGCAUACCUUUUACUUAUAAUAAUAUGUAAGGCUUCCUGAAAUUAUAAAUCGUUUUGACAGUUUGUUUACGGAGCCAACGUUAACAGCGAUUCUCAACUUUAAAGGUGUUCCUAUAUUUUAAAUGCAGUGCUCGGGGCAUUGUUUUUUGCAGCAAACAUAAAAAAAAACACUCGUCAGUUUACUUGUCUAUUGUUUUAUGUGUUUUUUAAGGAACUCUUAAAUUUAAAAUUCAGAAAAUUCAAAAUUCAUUUAUUUCAUGUAAGGUUUACAAGCAAUUUUGAGACGUCAAGUCAGUCUAUUUGAGAAGAUUCCACCGAGAAGAGCCGGCAAAACACUCAGCAAAAUGCUCUUUUUCAAUCAUUUUACAGUUUACAAUGAAAAUAGUAUAAGUAUGAAUUUUCUAUCUUUAACCACGAUUUAUAAAACUAAAUUUUUAACGGGACCAUAAUUAAACCUCGAUUAAUUGGUUUAUCCAAAAAUCGUCGAUUAAAAUUUAAGAUGCCCUUACAAUUAAGAAGCGUACCAUAGUUCAGGGUUACCAAAAUAACCCCAUAGUUGUAAAAACGUGAAGUUUAUUUUUUAAUCGGACCAUAAUAUGUCAUUAGAUAUAAGAAAUGAUUGACUAAAGGAUGAAGACAUGGGAAAAA